Messenger RNA from Phycodurus eques (leafy seadragon), 4087 nucleotides. RefSeq names its product acid-sensing (proton-gated) ion channel 1c (gene asic1c). Gene Ontology annotation, biological process: sodium ion transmembrane transport. Lineage: Eukaryota; Metazoa; Chordata; Actinopteri; Syngnathiformes; Syngnathidae. The transcript is spliced from 11 exons. Gene Ontology annotation, cellular component: membrane. The coding region runs from base 367 to 2124 and encodes 585 amino acids. The record is from RefSeq and is a predicted model, not a curated record.
CGCAACAAGCUCUUUAUUCGUUUCGGCGUGCUUCAAGUCAACAGUCUUCAAAAAAAAAAAAAAAAAAAAAAAACAUCAAAGCUUUUCCCGGAUUUUUGUGUGACAUCAACAACUGUCAUUCAAACAGGGACGGACUGAUUUUUCUUUUGCGUUGGACGUAUUGAGCUCGUUGUUUCAGUAGAUCUUAAUCUCCCUAGGCAGCCACACUUGUUCUCUAUGGGAAGAGAUUUGCAAGCCUGAGCAGCGCACACAAAGGUUCCCGUCGCCGCUGCUGGGAAUUUUCACCACAAACUGCUAGAGUCGAUCAAUUGAGAAGUCACAUCGUGAGGGAAGACACAUUAGUAGUAGUAGGUGAGAGAAGCAAAUAUGGUUCACACCUGUGAGUCAGCCUCCUUGCAAAACGAUGGACAGGAGCUCCAGAAGUCGAGUGACCAAUCGUGGAACGAGAUCACGGCCGGUUUCGUCACCAGGACCAAAGUCCACGGUUUGAAGUUUAUGUUCUCGCCGCACAAAUCCAAGCUGCAGCGGGGGACCUGGGUCGUGGCCUUCUUGGUGUGCGUCGCCCUCCUCCUCACUUGGUCCAGGAACAGAAUCCUCUACCUUAUGUGCUACCCCGUUGUGACAAAGAUCUACAUUGUUUGGGCUCACGACAUGUCCUUCCCGGCCGUCACCUUCUGCAACAAGAAUGUGUUUCGUGCGUCCACUCUGACCAGAGAUGACCUGUAUCACAGCGGCUACUGGAUGGACCUCAUGUACGCCAACGGCACGGUGAUGGAGAGGAGCCUGGCCAUCCUGAAGGAGAGCCACAAGCAGGGUCUGCUGAGCCUGCUGGACUUCAGCGGCUACGCCCGGCCGCCCCAUUACCGCGUCAACACCACAGAGAUGAUUGCUCGCCUCGGACACCAGCUGGAGGACAUGCUGCUGGAGUGCAGGUUCCGUGGUGAGACCUGCACCGCCAAGAACUUCAGCACUAUCUACACGCGCUACGGGAAAUGCUACACUUUCAACUCGGGGCAAGAUGGCAACCCCCUGCUGACCACCUUGAAAGGAGGCACGGGGAACGGCUUGGAGAUCAUGCUGGACAUUCAACAAGAUGAAUAUCUUCCUGUGUGGGGGGAAACAGCAUGGUGUGCUGCAGCACUCAGCAUCCCUGCCAGUGAAAGGAGGGGGGCAGGGAACAAAACAAUCCCACACACAAAAAAACAUGUUUCCACAGGCAAGUUGGGUCCGAUAAAUGUGUGGCGUGCUGUAUGUAUAUCCACAGAUGAGACCUCCUACGAAGCGGGAAUCAAGGUUCAGAUCCACAGCCAGGACGAGCCGCCCUUCAUUGACCAGCUGGGAUUUGGCGUGGCCCCUGGUUUUCAAACUUUUGUGUCAUGUCAGCAGCAACUGCUUCAGUACCUCCCUCCGCCUUGGGGAGACUGUAAGUCGACUCCCAUCGACUCGGAGUUCUUCUCCACGUACAGCAUCACCGCCUGCCGCAUCGACUGCGAAACCCGCUACCUGCUGGAGAACUGCAACUGCAGAAUGGUCCACAUGCCGGGCACUUCCACUGUCUGCACACCCGAACAGUACAAAGACUGCGCUGAUCCAGCGUUAGACUUUUUGGUAGAGAAAGACAACGAUUACUGUGUGUGUCAGACCCCCUGCAACAUGACUCGCUAUGGCAAGGAGCUGUCCAUGGUUAAGAUCCCCAGUAAGGCAUCCGCUAAGUAUCUGGCUAAGAAAUUCAACAAAACUGAGCAGUAUAUCGGAGAAAACAUAUUGGUUUUGGACAUCUUCUUCGAAGCUCUGAACUACGAGAAGAUCGAGCAGAAGAAGGCCUACGAAAUUGCCGGGCUCCUCGGUGACAUCGGAGGGCAGAUGGGUCUGUUUAUAGGAGCCAGCGUGUUGACAAUACUGGAAAUAUUCGACUACUUAUACGAGGUGUUCAAGGACAAAGUUUUGGGUUACUGCAUGCGCAAGAAGCGACCACAGCGCUGUCAGAGUGACAACCUGGAGUUUCCAGAGAACCCAAGCAGGCCUGGUGUCACGCCUAAUCAUGCCCCCAGUCCCAAUGUGUCCAAAAGGGAAGUGAAGUUGCUACGUGACCAGGAAGACAAACACGUGACCUGCUAUGUGUAGCACUCCUGCAGCAUCUCCUCCAGAGUGGCCAGGGCAGAAGGAGUUUACUGAUUUGUUGCCUUUUAGCUUAAAUCCAUCACAUCAAAUGUUAAUCAUUAAAACAAAACAAAAAACAACAACAACAACUGUGAUCAUUCACUGUGUGUACGCUAACGUCCCACUAGCUCAUAAUUAUUAUUUUUUUUGGUUCUGGUUAUUGAGAGGGAAUGCUGAAAACAUGUUUCUUUGCCUUUCUUAAUGUCAAUUGUGUCUUAGCUCAACGGUACGAAGGAGUAUUAGGGCCAUGCUGAAAAGACAAAAAUGGUACAAUUAUGAGGGGGGGGGGGGGGGGGGGGGUUUAUCAGAAUAAAGUCAUAAUGCACAAAUAAAAUCCAUUUUUUUUGCCCCCAUGGAUAAAAAACACAAAUGUAAACCAAUGCAACAGUCUCCCUCAAGACUAUAAUAAAAUAUUAAUCACAGUGUCAUAAAGUUUCUUUCAAACGCAUUUACAAUUAAAAUCUCAUAAACGUGUAUUUUUGUAAAAUUAUGACUGGAUAAUUUGUAGUUAAAAUUAUUUUCAUUCUAUUCCAACUUUAUUCUCUGAUUCCCACUUUUUCUUGUAUUUUUGUUAAUUAUGACAUGGUUUCUAUAAAACUGACUUUUUCCCAUUAAUUAUGACUCACUGCCCUUGUAAAAUGGAAGGAUGGUGACUAUUCUCAUUAAAAAAUGACUCAUACUUUUUCAUAUUCCAAUCUUAUUUCAGUAAAAUCACUUUAUUUUUCACUAUUUCAAGCAAAAAAAAUUUUUUUUGUAAAACUGACGUUUUCCUAAAAAAAUAUGACUACUCUUAGGAAAUUAAAACAACUUUCUCAUUAUAUUACAAAUUUCCCUCCAUAAAAUUAUGACUCUCCUUGGAAGAUUAUAACUUGUAAAAAUGUAAAGAAAAAUAUAUAUUUAUAUAUUUUGCAAUAUUAGGAUAUUUUCUGACAUUUAUUGUCAUAAAAUUUUGACUUUCUGACUUUAUCAUCUUAAAAAUACACAUUUCUGUAAUAAUCAGAAAUAUAAUUUUUUUUUUUUUUUGUAAAUUUACGACAUCCUUGUGAAAUUGGUGAUUGUUUUUGAGGGGAGUUUAACGACUUGCAUAUACAUUUUUCUUCGUAACAUAUGCCGGUAACCAGGCAAAGACUUUGCAUAUAAUUAUUUCACUAUUACGAGUUUAUCAUAAGAGUGAAAAGUUUUGUAGUAUUGUGACUUUUUUUGAAGGGGGGAUUGUGACUUUCCAGCGAUUUAUUGAUUUCAUUCUCUAAAUGACUGCGUUAUCAUGCAAAUUUAUUCUUGCAAAAAGUAUUUUUUUUGAUUAUACAGUAAACACGUAUUUUAUAUAUAACAGUUAAUUCCUGCAGAUUCAUGAGGGGGAAAAAAUUGCGCAAUCCUAUGACUUUAUUCUCCCAAAAGUACAAAUUGGAAGUCUCCAUGUGAAACUGCAAAUGUAAUUCACGUUUCCUUUCUUUGUCUGACUUUAUUGUCGCAGCGUUACUGUUGUUCUCGGUGUGGCCCCGAUACUUCUUCAUACGUCUAAUCAGCACAAUGCCUUGUGAUUAGUCAUCUAUUGUCUAUAGAAGCUCAGUUAAAAUGGUGAACUGAAGCGUGUAUAUAACCACAAUCAAUUGCCAUGAAGAAAUUCUAUACUACUCAUUCAUGUCAUGUACAAAUAGAGGUAUUUAUAGAUCUAGACAGACUGUUUCUAUGUUUGCUUUCACCACAGUGAUGUAGACCAUAAGUGUCUUGGUGAUUAGCAUCAACGUGACUGAGAGUCAUCGACGUUUUGACGCGCACAUUCGGUUCCUUAACGACACAAACGCAUUGUACAAUUCCACCGUUGUAUCCUGUUGUUAAUUCUUCUUCUUAAAUAUUCCAAAACAUGUAACGAGUCACAAAUGACACUUUUGUGAUGUAACAAUGAUCAAGUAUAAUAAAGCCGAUA